Messenger RNA from Argiope bruennichi, 1856 nucleotides. RefSeq names its product serine protease 27-like. The transcript has 12 exons. Bases 21 to 1511 code for a protein of 496 amino acids. The record is from RefSeq and is a predicted model, not a curated record. NCBI's taxonomy places the organism in Eukaryota, Metazoa, Arthropoda, Arachnida, Araneae, Araneidae. Gene Ontology annotation, molecular function: serine-type endopeptidase activity. Gene Ontology annotation, biological process: proteolysis.
UUCUCAUCUUCCAGCCCAAUAUGAAAUACGGAAAGAAUGUACUGGAAACCUUGCUCUUCUUUAUAAUUUUACUCCUAAUAAGAGAAAUAUGCACUCAGGAAUGUGGAUGGGCACACAGAAUAGAACGCUACUUAUUCGAACCGGAUGCGAUGGAAGGAUCAUGGCCGUGGAUGGUGGCGAUUGCGAGGCAAAAUGGAACGGGUGGCUAUAAUCAUGUGUGUUCAGGAAGUAUGAUCACCAGCAGACACGUGAUAGCUGCAGCCCAAUGUUUCAACCACCAUAGUGACCCUUCACUGUACAUAGCAAGGAUUGGACACGUUGAUGAGAGACUAGCACAAGAAUAUAACGUUUCGCAGUUAGUUAUCCACGAUACCUACGCCCAAGGUUUAUUUAACGACGACAUUGCUAUGCUGACGCUAGAGAAAGACGUGGAGUCGGAAAAUUUCAAUCCCAUUUGCUUACCUCCCAGCGGUGAAUUCAUAAACCUUACAGGACAUUUUACUGCACUUGUUGGUUGGGGAUAUACUACACCAUCUUGGACGCGUUAUCCAAACCUAAGAGAGAAGUUGGACCUGGUUGUCAUUCCCAAUUUGAAAUGCAAUGAAACAUUAAGACGAAAUACAUCAAAUAUUAAUAACUCUUCUUUUCAAAAUGUUGCAAAUGACAUGAUUUGCACAGACCACCCAAGCGACUGCAUAGCGGACUAUGGUAGCCCACUGAUGUACGAAGAAGCCGAUCAGUGGUAUAUUGUCGGAUUGUUGUCCUUCAAAGGAUCUUGUGAUAAUCCUGGCGUUUUAGCUUACACUCGAGUGUCAGAACAUUUGAAAUGGAUUGAAAAAAAUAUUAAUGUAGUGUGUGGAGUAUCACGUAGAAUGCAUGACUCUGUAAGAGACGAUGAAGCGCCUCAAGGAUCUUGGCCAUGGAUGGUAGCAUUCGGAGUACACCGAAGCGGCGGAAACAACACCUUCCAGAUCAGGUGUUCGGGAAGUAUGAUUAGCAGGAAACAUGUAUUAUCAGCAGGCCGUUGCUUCGAUGGAAAUAUUGACUUUGUUGGUACGUAUAAAGCAAGAAUUGGGCAUGUUGAUGAGAGAUUAGCCCAAGAAUACAACAUCCUCCGGAUAGCAUACAAUGAUGAAUAUUUCCGAACUGGAUUUUUUGGUGACAUGGCUAUCGUCACACUCGAUAGGGAAGUAGAAUUUGACGAUUUCAAUCCGAUCUGUUUACCUACCAGUCCUGAAUUCGUAAACUUAACAGGACGAUUUACUGCACUUGUUGGUUGGCCACCUGGAUCAAAUAGGACAAAACUUCAGGAAAAAUUUGGUUUAAUUGUCAUUUCGCACUCCAGAUGCAAUGGAAGAUUCGCGAACACAAUUGCCCUUCUUAGAAGCUUCUACCCUAAUGGUAUUGGAGAUGGAAUUUUUUGCACAACUUCUCCUAAAGGAUGCGAUGAAGGCUCUGGUAGUCCGCUAAUAUACGAAAAAAAAAUGAUCGAUGGUAUGUUGUCGGAUUAGUGACUCUCCGCCUUUCCUGUGGUGGACCUGGCUUGCCAACGGGUUACACCAAAGUAUCAAAAUAUUUGAACUGGAUUAAGAAAAACAUUGUAAGAUAGGAAUACUUUGGUAAUGCGUUGAUGGGCGAAAAAAGAAUGUGCUUCUUGAUUACUACCAUUAAAAUCGAAAUGCGAUAUAUCUACAAAUUACAUUAGAGUGUUGGAAUAUUUGAACUGAAUGGAAAGAAAUAUUGUUAAGAUAGCUAAACAAGUUAACUUUCAAGACGUCUUUCGUUUAGAGUAUUUCAAAUGAAAAUAUGUUGCUAGAAUUUAUGUAUUCUGUGUUUUAAUGUUCUUUGCCUAUUCU